Diospyros lotus (date-plum) is the source of this 1286-nucleotide messenger RNA. Its product is annotated as heat stress transcription factor B-4-like. The coding region runs from base 282 to 1271 and encodes 329 amino acids. The transcript has 2 exons. Gene Ontology annotation, biological process: regulation of transcription by RNA polymerase II. The record is from RefSeq and is a predicted model, not a curated record. Gene Ontology annotation, molecular function: RNA polymerase II cis-regulatory region sequence-specific DNA binding; DNA-binding transcription factor activity. Gene Ontology annotation, cellular component: nucleus. Lineage: Eukaryota; Viridiplantae; Streptophyta; Magnoliopsida; Ericales; Ebenaceae.
AGAAGGAAGAAGGAAAAAAGAAAGAAAGAAAGAAGAAGGAAGGAAGGAGGAGGAGAAGAAAGAAAGUCAGUCACGGGUUUGCCUUGAAAGGCCCUUGUUUUUUCAUAGUCCUAGACAGGCAGACACAUAUUCUCUCUCACUUCAUAACCGAGGAAGAUAGAUAGAAAUAUAGAAACCAACGCCAUUAUACACAACACACACACUCUCUCUCUCUCUCUCUCUCUCUAUUCCCACCCAUCAAAUAUCUGAAGCUCCUGAGAUCGAGAGAGAAGAGCUUUCCAAUGGCGCUAAUUCUGGACAACUGUAGUGAAGGCAUAUUACUGUCUCUGGACUCUCAGAAAUCUGUCCCAGCCCCAUUCCUCACCAAAACCUACCAGCUGGUCGACGACCCCACCACCGACCACAUCGUCUCCUGGGGAGAAGACGACUCCACCUUCGUAGUCUGGCGCCCGCCCGAGUUCGCUCGCGAUCUCCUCCCCAAUUACUUCAAGCACAACAACUUCUCCAGCUUCGUUCGCCAGCUCAACACCUAUGGAUUCAGGAAGAUCGUGCCGGACCGAUGGGAAUUUGCGAACGAGUUCUUCAAGAAGGGGCAGAAGCAUCUGCUCUGCGAGAUCCACCGGAGAAAGACGUCUCAGCAGCAGGUGGUGGCCGGGAGCCACCCUUACUCUCAGAUGGGUGGCCCCAGCUUGUUCCCUUAUCCCGGCCGAGUCAGCGUCUCGCCGCCGGACUCGGACGAGCAGGUGAAUUGGUGCGACUCGCCACCGCUCUCCUCGCCCACGGCCAGGAGCGGCGUCUCAGUAGCCAGCGGCGGCGCUUAUAGCAGCUCCGUGACGGCGCUGUCGGAGGACAACGAGAGGCUGCGGCGGAGCAAUAACAUCCUGAUGUCGGAGCUCGCCCACAUGAGAAAGCUGUACAACGAUAUUAUAUACUUUGUUCAGAACCACGUGAAGCCUGUUACGCCGAGCAACGCGUUCCCUUCUUCCAUGCUCAUCUGCAACUCAUCAUCAUCAUCAUCUCCAUCUCCGUCUCCAUUGGUGCAACAGAAGCCUUUAAAUCAGCUCAUUGGUUAUCAUCAACCCAAGCCUAAACAGGCUCCUCUGCUUGAAGAACCAGAGAGCAACAUAACGAAGCUUUUUGGCGUGCCUUUAUUACAAUCGAAGAAGAGAUUGCACCCGGAAUAUUCCUCUUUGGUGGAGACCAACAAAGCUCGACUAGUUUUAGAAAAGGAUGAUCUAUGGCUGAAUCUCAUGCCUCCCUCCACAUGCUAAUUACUUCUUCUUUUA